UCCGGGCCGGGCCGGAGGCGGCGGGCGCCGGGAGGAUGCUGCGGCGGCGGCGGGCGCGGCCGGGCUGGGGGCUCGCGCUGCUGCUGGCGCUGGCAGGCCCGGGAUGGGCGGCGGGGCCCGCGGAGCGGAGCCGGGCCUACGCCGUGCUGCGGAGACAGAACCUGGUGCUCAUGGGGAGCAUCUUCAGUAUCCUGUUGAUCACCAUGAUCCUGAUGGCAGUAUGCGUCUACAAGCCCAUUCGACGACGGUAGCAGAGCGGGAAGAAUCUGAACGGAUUGGUCACCUUCCUUGUGGAAAUUUUGAGAUCAAAUCCCUGGCGCUCGAAAAUGACCUGUGCUGUGCAGCAACUGUAAAUCCAGCCUGAUUUGUAGUCUGAGUUCUGGCUUGUAAACGACUACAGUUGCUUAGUAAAGAGACUGUGAGAAGUAUUUUUUUUUCUCUAACAUGUAAUGUAAUCAGUUGUUUCCCUUGCAGAAGCAUGCCUACAACUGCUUGGCUGCUCUCAGACACCAUAGCUAGAAUCUGAAAAUCUCCUCCCAGAUCUCUAGCAAUUAGUAGCUCAACUGAGGUCUGUCUCUUCAAACAUGGAUGCCUAAAAUUAGACACUUAAAUAAAUGUGGCCUCAGUCUGGCAAAUUUUAUGUCGGUAACUAAUUCUAAGCACUCACAUUUGAAAAUGUUAGCUGUGAACUUCAUUUAGUAUUUGGCCUAACUCUGAUAGGAAAGGCUAGGAAUAUGUGAAGUAUUUUACUUUGGUAUUGCCCACAGGAAGACACGACCACUUAGACUUGCUGUAUUUCUGAAUUCUGUUCUCAAUUCCUGGGUGGGAAUGUGACAUGAGUAACCCUCGUGAUACUCCUUAAACACAGCCUCUAAGUGAUCCUAACAUGAAAACAAUGUACUUUAGAUAAUGUGGUUCACGUGACAUUUUUGGCAGCAAGGCUGAUUACAAUUUCAGCUGUUUUGAAUGUCGAAGUUUUCUCAGUCUAGUCUGUCAAAUACCCAGUGGACUACAGUGUGGUGGUAUCAGAAACAGAGUUAAAUGGAAAGCUUAUAACUUUUUUGAUUUGUUCUAAAAAUCACAAUUUUGCAAGCAGGCAAGUGCAUUGGAUUCUGAUGUAUUGAUUGGUUUUGCAGUCUUAAGGAAUGGAACUCUCCACUCAAGCAUGAAGUCUAUCAGGUUUCUAGAGUGAAUCUUAUAAAAGUCAGUCAAAAGACAAGGGCUCUAGUCAUGAACUUGGCUUUGUAGGGUUGGCCUAUGCACACAUUUGAACUGAAAUAAAAGUGUGAAUUAAAACUGAUUUCAUUAUUUUGGGGGCAUGUUGGUUUGUUACUGACAUUAGCUGCUUUUAUUCUGAAAUAAGUGUCUACACUCAGACUUACCAAAAUAGCCAUGUUGGUUUUUGGAAUCCGGUCCAAGUUUUUUUUGUAGACCAGACCCCAGGGCUGAACAAAUGUUCAUGUCCUUAACUGUGUAAUAGGUUUGGGCUCAGUAGAUAAAAUGACUAACAGUGUAAACUUCAGCCCCUUAGAUAUUUCCAAGAAAGUCAGUCAGGGUUGAGAGCCUGCUUUAAUAAGAUUGAGGGACUGUCACUUUCAAAACCUUGUGGAAGUGUUGUGUGUUUAAGUUAUGCGCAGCUCUGUUAUGUGCAUUGUACGUGGUAACUGUUUACAGUGGGAAAUCCCACUUGCACAUAAAUGCUGCUAUUUUAUUUUGCACUGGUAUAAGUGUUAGUUGGAUUUUUCUUGUUUGUUAUUUAACAAAGGACUGCUUUGGUGGUGGUAAUUUAUUUUAGAAUAUUUUAAUUUCACAUGAGGAACAACUCCCUGCAUCUCUCUUCUAUUGUUUUCAACUUUCUAUUGUGGCUUACGUAAGUAACAACUGCUGGCUCCAUUUUAUUUAAAGGGGUGAUGUGAUGGCUGGUGAAAGAAGUGAUGACUCUUUGCUACUUGUCUGUAUUGUAAUAAGAUGAUGCCCUGGUGUUUGUACCCUGCAAUUCCCAGCCUUUAAGUAAAAUUUGAGCUAAAGUGAGAGUAAACUGGUGGUAAGUUUUAGUUCUUGCUGCUCCUUUUCAAUUUUGUAAACUGUAUCAGCCGAGUCAUCUGUCUACUCCGUCUGUCUUCGUUUCACCUAAGGUUACACUUCCAUCUUCGCUAGUGUGGCAGUGAGGGAAAGUCCAGCUGCACUCAAGGUUAUAGGCUUGUAGCUACAAGUCUAUAUCUGCUUGCUUGGAGUGAUAUUUUUGUUUACAUUCCCCACUCCCAGCUACCUCCCUCGUUGUACAAAUAAAAAGCUAACCCAAUGAGUCUGUCGUGUGUGUACAGAUAUUCUGCACGUUAUAAACUCUGCCACAGCUCUGUGGAAGGACUUGGCAAGCUGCCCUGCAGCCAUUACUGACAGUCACUCUACAAGCAGUGACAACCCCAGGGU
Messenger RNA from Mauremys mutica (yellowpond turtle), 2430 nucleotides. RefSeq names its product chromosome 16 C12orf76 homolog (gene C16H12orf76). Lineage: Eukaryota; Metazoa; Chordata; Testudines; Geoemydidae. The record is from RefSeq and is a predicted model, not a curated record. The coding region runs from base 36 to 251 and encodes 71 amino acids. The transcript is spliced from 2 exons.